Acaulospora morrowiae is the source of this 636-nucleotide messenger RNA. Lineage: Eukaryota; Fungi; Glomeromycota; Glomeromycetes; Diversisporales; Acaulosporaceae. The record is from the annotation of a GenBank genome assembly.
AUGCCGUCCAAAACUUCGAAAUACGUAUACCACGGUCACAGCAAAAUAAUUUCUGGUGUAAUUGCAGUUUUAGAAACUACCAAUAAACCACUUUCUUUGCAAGAGUUGGUUGAUGAAAUGACUAGGCGGCAAUUAGUGGUUUUUCACGGCGCAACACCAAGAAACACUGUCAGUGGUGAAAUCAGCAAGCUUCUCAAUGCAGUAGGUCCAAACAAUGCGCCCAUCCUGAAAGUUAACCAGGGUAAACUUACCAAAUUCUUUUUGAGGCCGCGUAACCAACAAGAUGCACUAAGACAGGUGUCGAGUGGGAAAAUCCAAAAACGACACUCUACUCGUUCCACACGUAAUAAUCAUCAUUCUCAAACGAUGGACAUGACCUCCUCAGAGACCGAAGAGCGCGUUCAUGAGCAAAAGAAACGUCGCCAGAUGGAAGAUCUCAAGGCUGCUUAUCUACUUUCCUGUCUCUCGGCACAUUCGUUCUGGCUAAACUUUAAGAAUGAACCUGAAAAGGAUUUUAAAUAUUUCUUAGAAGCCCAUGUUGGCGAGACAACUUUGAUUUCGAGUGGUGUUACCGAAAACGAUGUUGACCUUAAGAAUGUGUCGAUAGAAAUAGAUUCAUGUAUGACAAAAUACUGA